AUGAAUAAGGAAUAUUCAUGUAUUGGAUUAAAUGAUUUACCUGAUGAAAUUCUUAUGAUUAUUUUCAAAAAACUGAACAAUUUUGAUGUACUUUAUUCUUUACAUGGUGUCAAUCAACGAUUAAAUAAACUUAUUCAGGAUUCAAUUUUUACAAAUCGUUUGACUUUUGUUAAAUGUUUCUUAUAUAAUUUUAUUGAUCUAAUUUCUUCUGAUAUGAUUCUUAAUCGAUUUUGUUUACAAAUUUUACCUGAAAUUUGUCAUAAAAUCAAACGGCUUGAUCUUGAAUCAUCAUCUAUGAAAUAUGUUUUACGUGCUGCUCAUUAUCCUAACUUAUAUUGUCUUGGUCUUUAUAACAUUAAUGAAGAAUCAGCGCGAUGUCUUUUUACUGAUGAAAUUCUUUCAUCUGGUAUUUUCAAAAAUCAGAUUAAAAUGCUUUUAAUUACAAUGGAUAAGAAUGAUGAUUAUUAUGAGAUGAUAUCGUCAGUGGAAAACAUAUGUAAUUACAUCUUCAAUAUUCUUACCCGUUUGACGAGUUUAACAUUAUAUGAAACAUCGUAUCGAUGUCCUGUUCGAUUAAAUUUUUAUAAUCCAUUACCUUUUACUAUUUUUUCUUCAACUAUUUUGAUAUUAAAUGUCAGAGUACAAUGUUUCGAAGAUUGUCUUUAUCUUCUCGAUGGGCGUUUUAAUCAACUUCAUACGCUCUAUGUUGAUUUAGUUAAUAUUCAUUGUCCACGAAAACUUAAAAAUCAGGGUGAUUUGCCAAAUUUAAGGUGUUUUUCUCUCUCCUGCAAUUACGAUGCUAUGGAGUAUGAUAAAACAAUCCUAUCAUUACUAUAUCGAAUGUCAAAUGUAGAGAUACUUAGUUUGUGUUUUAUGGUCUGUUUUCAUGAGACAUUUAUUGAUGGAAACCAUUUAAAGAGACACAUUCUUGAUCGUAUGUUACGCUUAAAUCAAUUCACAUUUUAUAUUAGUUCAUCGAUGUCUAUUGAUAAUGAAAUGCAUUUACCAUCGGGAAAAGAUAUUCAACACACAUUCAUUGACUUUAUAAAUAAUGAAAUUAUUUCUUAUGUUGACUAUUUUCCAGAGACAAAACUUACUCGAUGUCAUAUUUACUCAUAUCCAUCUUUUAUGCCAUAUUAUGGCCUUAUUACAAAUAAUUUUCCAGGUGGAUUAUUCAAAUAUGUUCGUAUCGUGUCAUUAUAUGAUGAAUAUCCUUUUGAACAUGAAUUUUUUCUUCGAAUUGUUCAAUCAUUCCCAUACAUGGAACAAUUAUACAUGUGUAAUCGUAAAUCACAAAAUUGUAAACAAUCUUAUGAAUUAAGUAAUGAUAAUCAGAAUCUAUCUGUUAUUGAAUAUUUUUUUCUUAGUGAACUUCGUAUUAUCAAUGUUCAUGAUGAUUAUAUAGAAGAAUUUCUAUUUGAUACUAAAGCGUGUUUGCCACAUAAUGUUAUUCUUUAUAUCAAAUAUGAAUCUUUACAACGAGUGACAGACAAUUUCACAAGAGAUGCUACACGAAUUAAUUGUGCCAAAAUAGUUGAAUUAUAUUUAUGUAGUGAACCACAACAUUCAAAUUCUUUACAAGGAUAUUUUCCAAAUGCAAAAAUAUCCUUUACUCAAAAAUUUCUUUGCUGA
This is a messenger RNA of Rotaria sp. Silwood2, 1632 nucleotides long. NCBI's taxonomy places the organism in Eukaryota, Metazoa, Rotifera, Eurotatoria, Philodinida, Philodinidae. The record is from the annotation of a GenBank genome assembly.